AUACGAAAAAAAGAGGGAAAUAAAUUUUCCUUUUUUUUUUCUUGAAAAUUUUCCGCAAUUUAAAGACAUCUUUCAAUUAUUUCUCUGCUAUUAAUUAAUAUAGACACAAAACAAUAGAUUUUGUGGUCCAAAAAUUUCAUUUUCUAGAAAGAUUACUUUCACAUUUCUUCGAUUUUCCUUCAUUUUCUACUGUAAUUUUCUCCGUGAAAAUGACAUCACCCGUGACCCUUAGAAUGAUUCAAGAGGUGGGUCACAGACCAAUUUAUAUAAAAAGAAUUAAUUAAUUCUAAUAUCAUCCAAAGACUCCAAUGACCUCUUCAAACUGCAUAAUCCAUAUGCAGUUCUUCAAGCUUUCUGGCAGUCAAAUAACAACUUCUAUGCCUUCUGAGGAAAAACCCUUCCCCAGAAGUCAAAUUGGCUGCUCCCAAGCAGCCUCUUCUCCUCUAUAAAUACCCCCCAUGCAUCCUUCUUAUCCUCAAACCCAGUUCUCCUUCUGCAUAAUCUUCUUCCCCACCUGCAAAUUUCCCGAGAAAAAUGGCCUUAAUGGACGGCUCUGUGGCGGAUAUGCUGAUCAAGGUGGUGAUGUUCGCUAUCGUUCAGGGUCUGGUUUAUCUGAUCCUGAAGAGUUCUUCAGACGUUUUCUCAAAGAAGAAUAUGAGGUCUCUCAGCUUCAAGCCUGCUCGAUCCGCUAGCAUUCGCCGGAUUCUUGCUGCCAUCUCCGAUUUUCCUGCAGGCAGCGAGGUGUCAUCGCCAUCAUUAAGAGGCCUGCAGUCACCCACCGGAGAAUAUGACACUGCUGAUGAGGAUAAAUCCUAAGAGUUCUUCAGCAUGUCGAUGCUGUUGAUUAUAUCUGUUUGGCGUUUGUUUAGGAAUUGAUUCUUUUGUUCUUUUAAAUGGUAUUAAUUUUGGGGUUUGUGUGAGGAUUUGGUUUUGUAUUGAUUGAAAUAUUUUGUGCAUACAUAGGAUUUGUGUGAAUGAUCAUUUCUCGGGUGUAGGCUUAAAAAUUGUAAUUUCAUGGAUUCAUGUGAAUAAUUAAUUCUGGCCUGCGUCCCGACCUUUUAAAUA
Messenger RNA from Vitis vinifera (wine grape), 1065 nucleotides. RefSeq lists its product as uncharacterized. The transcript has a single exon. Bases 535 to 816 code for a protein of 93 amino acids. Lineage: Eukaryota; Viridiplantae; Streptophyta; Magnoliopsida; Vitales; Vitaceae. The record is from RefSeq and is a predicted model, not a curated record.